Gavialis gangeticus (Gharial) is the source of this 1299-nucleotide messenger RNA. RefSeq names its product angiotensin II receptor type 1 (gene AGTR1). NCBI's taxonomy places the organism in Eukaryota, Metazoa, Chordata, Crocodylia, Gavialidae. Gene Ontology annotation, biological process: G protein-coupled receptor signaling pathway; immune response; regulation of vasoconstriction. The transcript is spliced from 2 exons. Bases 148 to 1227 code for a protein of 359 amino acids. Gene Ontology annotation, molecular function: angiotensin type II receptor activity. Gene Ontology annotation, cellular component: membrane. The record is from RefSeq and is a predicted model, not a curated record.
CGAGCGCCGCAGAGCGGCUGAAGGCGAGGGCCCGGGCCGGCCACUCCCGGGGCUGCGCCGCCCGCACGGACAGAUGCUGCACGGCGCCGCUCCUGCUCCCGGUGAACUUUAUUUUCCUGAAACUGAAGAUUAGCUGAAAAGAUCAAAAUGAUCCUAAAUUCUUCUGCUGAUGAGACUGUUAAAAGAAUCUACAUUGACUGUCCCGUUUCAGGAAGGCACCCCUACAUAUAUAUUAUGGUUCCAACUGUCUACAGCAUCAUCUUUAUUGUAGGCAUAUUUGGAAACAGCUUGGUGGUCAUUGUCAUUUAUUGCUACAUGAAAUUAAAAACUGUAGCCAGCAUAUUUCUGCUGAAUUUAGCUCUGGCUGACUUGUGUUUCUUAAUGACAUUGCCACUGUGGGCAGCCAACACAGCCAUGGAAUACCACUGGCCUUUUGGCAACUGUUUAUGUAAGAUAGCAUCAGCUGCGGUAAGUUUUAACCUGUAUGCCAGUGUGUUUCUACUCACAUGUCUUAGUAUUGACCGUUACCUGGUGAUUGUACAUCCAGUGAAGUCACGUAUUCGGCGCACCAUGCUUGUUGCCAGAAUAACUUGCAUCGUCAUCUGGCUGCUCGCAGGAAUGGCCAGUUUGCCUGUCAUAAUUCACCGUAAUAUAAUUUUUGCUGAGAACAUAAAUAUGACUAUGUGUGUUUUUCGAUAUGAGACCCAUAAUAUAACACUCCCUGUUGGCUUAGGUUUAUCCAAGAAUGUACUGGGCUUUUUUAUUCCCUUCCUAAUCAUUUUAACAAGCUAUACCUUAAUUUGGAAGACCCUGAAGAAAGCUUACCAAAUUCAGAGAAACAAGACCAGAAACGAUGAAAUUUUUAAGAUGAUUGUGGCAAUAGUAUGCUUCUUCUUCUUUUCCUGGAUUCCUCACCAAGUGUUUACCUUCCUGGAUGUGUUAAUUCAGUUGAGUGUAAUAACAGAGUGCAACAUCAUCGAUAUUGUGGAUACAGCUAUGCCUUUUACCAUCUGCAUUGCUUACUUUAACAACUGUAUGAAUCCCUUUUUUUAUGUUUUCUUUGGAAAAAAUUUUAAGAAAUACUUCCUGCAGCUACUAAAAUACAUUCCACCAAAUGUCAGAGCACAUCCAAGUCUAACAACAAAAACGAGCUCCCUCUCCUAUCAACCAUCAGAAAACAUAAGCUUAUCUGCGAAAAAGCCUGUUAUGUCCUUUAAUAUUGAGUGACACUGUUUGCAGUAGGUGUUUUUAAAACCACUUCAUGUAUGAAGUUGCAAGUGACAAAAUUCACUGACAGUC